GACAUUAGAAACGCGGUUAGAGCGAUUUUUUGGUGUCGCCGCGUGGGUAAAGCAGUAAGGUGUGCGUGCGUGCCUUUGUGCACAUAGACACUAGGAUUAAAUGGGCUGGUAGUCCGCGCCUGGGCGUAUGUUUACGAGGCAGGAAAGUGCGAAGCAGCAAAACGAACUGAUCGGGUGAAGGGUGAAGAGAAUGCGGCGGAGAGCGACACUCAGAGCGGCGGAGCUGCUGAUGGGCCGCGGCGGCGGAGGAGCCGCGAGGAUGACCGGCCUCCGGCUGCUCCCAUCGGCCACAAAAACACCUGCUGUUCAAAACCGCAUUCACCAAAGAUUCCGCUCCACGUCCUCGAUGUCGACUUACUCCGAGCUGGCAAGAGAGAGAUCAAAAACCGUUACAUCUUUCUACAACCAGUCUGCGAUUGAUGCGUCUGCGGAAAAGCCUUCCGUCAGACUCACACCUGGCACCUUACUCUACGCAGGCAAAUCUCCAGAUGGAAACCAUAUCUUGAGCAGCGCAAAAUACCUUCACAAAGAGCUGCCCGUGCGCAUUGCUCACCGCAUUAAAGGUUUCCGCAGCCUGCCCUUCAUUAUCGGAUGUAACCCCACCAUCCUGCAAGUGCACGAGCUGUAUAUCCGGGCCUACCACAUGCUGAGUGAUUUUCCAGCUAUUAAAGACCAAGACACGGAAGCCGGCUACAGCAAGCUCGUUCAGCAGCUCCUCGACGAUCAUAAAGACGUGGUCACCAUGCUCGCAGAAGGAUUUAGGGAGUGUCGUAAACACAUUCAGGAUGAGACGCUGGUUCGUAAUUUCCUGGACACCACGCUGACGUCUCGUCUGGGCAUCCGCAUGCUGGCCACACACCAUCUCGCCCUGCAUGAAGAAAACCCGGAAUACGUGGGCAUUGUCUGCAGACGUCUAUCCCCUAAAAAGAUCAUCGAGAAGUGGGUAGACUUUGCAAGGCGACUGUGUGAGCACCAGUACGGAAGUUCUCCACGCGUUCGUAUCAACGGUCAUGUGGCUGCUCGCUUCCCGUUCAUCCUUCUUCCCCUGGACUACAUCCUGCCCGAGCUGCUAAAAAAUGCCAUGAGGGCCACAAUGGAGAGCCACUUGGACACUCCUUACAAUGUCCCAGACGUGGUGGUGACCAUCGCCAACAACGAUACUGACUUUGUUAUACGGAUCUCAGAUCGUGGCGGCGGCAUCCCUCACAGCAUCAUAGAUAAAGUGAUGGACUACCACUUCAGCACGGCUGAGCAGAGCACGCAGGACCCGCGCAUGAGCAACCUCUUCAACACCAUGACCAACAGCGGCCCUCAGUCAGGCCCCAUGCAUGGGUUUGGUUUUGGUCUUCCCACUUCAAGAGCAUACGCUGAAUAUCUAGGCGGCUCACUGUCCCUCCAGUCCAUGCAGGGAAUCGGCACCGACGUCUACCUUCGUCUGCGACACAUCGACGGGAAAGGAGAGAGCUUUCGAGUGUGAAGCAGCAACAGCCACAAUCCUGCCCAUUAUCAUGAACAUUCGUAUUUCCACAAAAAAAGGCCUGGAAGCUUCAUUGUUCACAUCUUCACUGACAUUGCUUCCUGUCCUUUCUCUUUUCUUUUUUUUUUUUUUUGCAUGAAAUCAUCUGAAGAAAACAAAGUGGGGGGAGGCUUGAAAAUGUUUGAGAGGACUCUGAAGUUACUGAAGAGAUAUUCUUCUGUAAGAUGGGAAUUAGCCUUAGAAUAAGAAUUGAAUUCGUGAUGGGCCCAGGAGCUUUUUUGAUGCUGAGCGAAAGGCUUCCCAUAGAGGUUAUGAGUGACUGUGCUGUCGGGCACAGAUGCAGAAGUUAACCGUAUUAACUGCCUUACAGAGACAACUUGUCCGAAUGGCCCGGUAUGGAAUCAUUAGUGUUUUGAAAAAUCCACACUUUUUUUUUCCCCUCCACAGAAAAUGGGGUUUUGAUUUUAUGUACAAAACAGAUUGGAGAAUAUGUUUAAAAAAAUGUUCUUCAUAUGUGUCCUGUUUGUCACUCUCUCCAGGUUUUAGACUAUUAAAGGUAUAUUGAAGUAAAAUUUAUUCAUAUUUGAAGAUGAUCUUCUUUAAAUGUCCCCUUGUACAUGUGGCCUCCUUCAACUCACAUUCCAGUAGUCACUUGGUAAAUAUAGGACUUUUUUUUUUGAGUUUCAGGUUAGGUUAAAUAUUAUGGCAUUAAUCACAGGUAUUAACACCACUGGAAACCUAGCUAGAGUAUGACAGAUUUGAACAUAUGAAGGAAGUUUUGUUUUCCUGUGAAAUGGCCUCAGUAAAAGUUAUAUUGCAGUCAGAGCAUGCAUUUUGAAGGACUGGAGUUUGUAUUUGUUUGUGUGUUUUGUUUUUGUUUUGUACCCCCCUCUACAGGGUAAUGACUAGUAUUACUGACGAACCUACAUGUUUCAUUAUUGUGUACAAAGCAAUGGACUAAUCUGCACAUGGCCAAUUGAUGGUGUGAGGUUUCUAGAAUGAUGUCAAGGAUGGGAUCAUUUUAUUACAUUUUUAUUUGUUGCUGUUUUUGUUUGUUUAGUUUUUUUUCCCUCUAUAGAUGCCAAAUCUGCAUAGUUUGAGCAUUAUAAAACAAUCCCAAUUGAGCAAC
Molecule: messenger RNA, 2606 nt
Organism: Tachysurus fulvidraco (yellow catfish)
Lineage: Eukaryota; Metazoa; Chordata; Actinopteri; Siluriformes; Bagridae
Gene: bckdk
Product: branched chain ketoacid dehydrogenase kinase
Exons: 11
Coding region: 191-1477 (428 amino acids)
Biological process (GO): protein phosphorylation; regulation of glucose metabolic process
Cellular component (GO): mitochondrion
Molecular function (GO): pyruvate dehydrogenase (acetyl-transferring) kinase activity
Source: RefSeq, a predicted model, not a curated record